This is a messenger RNA of Zingiber officinale, 1295 nucleotides long. Its product is annotated as transcription factor bHLH128-like. NCBI's taxonomy places the organism in Eukaryota, Viridiplantae, Streptophyta, Magnoliopsida, Zingiberales, Zingiberaceae. The record is from RefSeq and is a predicted model, not a curated record. Gene Ontology annotation, biological process: regulation of transcription by RNA polymerase II. The transcript has 6 exons. The coding region runs from base 144 to 1055 and encodes 303 amino acids. Gene Ontology annotation, cellular component: nucleus. Gene Ontology annotation, molecular function: RNA polymerase II cis-regulatory region sequence-specific DNA binding; DNA-binding transcription factor activity, RNA polymerase II-specific; protein dimerization activity.
GUGCAAACACGGGUUUAGGAUUUGUAUAAAUAAAUAAAUAUCCUCAGCUUCGGUGCGCGCUCACUCACUUCUUCCUCCAUCGCGAAAGGCACGUCAGAUCAAGGGAGCGUCUGUUUGAUUGGUCGCUCUCGAUUUGGGGCGAGAUGAGCCGGUCGCCCGCGACGGCGGACGGGAAGGAGUCUGGGCUCGACCGGUACGGCGCGCCGUCCAGAUCGCUGCUCGGGGAAGCGGACGCGGCGGCGCCCUCGAUCGGCCAGAUGUCGGAGACGAGCUUCUCGGCGCCGCGAGGCUCCUACGGGGAAGGUGGUGCGGAGUUCUCCGCCAAGGUGAGCGGUGGCGGAUCGGCUUUGCUCCGCCACAGCAGCUCGCCGGCGGGGUUCUUUUCCCAGCUCUUGAUGGAUGACGCUGCAGAAAUCAGGAGUUAUCCUCAAGCAAGCAAUGACAGUGUUCACCCAAUGACAAGUAGACAUUUGAGAUCUCAAUGGAACUUCUCAAGGAAUAGACUUUCACAAAUCUCUGAAAUGUGCAUUCCUGAAGUUGGAGACAGUGUUAACUGCAGCAGCAGCUCAGAUGAGGCUGCAGGGCAUGCCACAAAUUCCUAUAUUUCUGGCAAUUUUCAGUUAAGUUCAUGGACUGAUAGCAACUCAGUUAUGUUUUCUGCUGCUUGUGACCAGCGACUCAAAGACAAUAAUGGGGAUAGACUUGGCAGUUUUAGUCGCAUUGACUCUCAGUUUAGCUUGCCUAGUACUUCCUUGGAAAUAUCAAAUGUUGAGAAUUAUCUCCAGCUUCAACAAGAAUCGAUACCCUGCAAAGUACGAGCUAAGCGAGGUUGUGCAACCCAUCCCCGAAGCAUUGCUGAGAGGGAACGGAGAAACAGAAUUAGCAAACGAUUGCAUAAGCUGCAAGGUCUAGUGCCUAGUAUGGACAAGCAAACAAGCACAUCAGACAUGUUAGAGUUGGCAAUACAGUACAUCAAGGAACUGAGAAGCCAAGUGCAGAAACUUAAACAAGAACGAGCAGAUUGUACAUGCACCAGCAAGCAGUUGGUGGCUUGAUAUCUGAUCCAUUCAUGCAUAAGAUUGACCAUGUGGUAGAACAGUUUGUAUUUUUUUUUUCACUGCCUUAAGAUCAGAAGAAUGCUUUCUGAGCUUGUCUCAUAUUUCACAGGGACUCCUAGUUGUUUUCUUUUGUUUAUCAUUUUAGCCCUAACUUUCUCAAAUAUUGUGAUAUGCUGAAUCUUGUGUGAAACUUUAGUUUCCAUAAGUAUUGAAUUCCGAAAAACUAUAUGUUUCUUU